GGAUGUCAAUGUCAUCAAAAACUUAAAAAUGUUUUUUCUAAUAUGUAGUGCGCAAAUUAAAUAAUUUAGAAUAAUCAGUAAUAGAAAACCAGUUAAGCUAAUUCAAAUUUUCCUUAGAUACUAAAAUGUAUUCUGUAUCUAAAAUCAAGAAGAGGUCUUUCGGAGUCACACUAUGUAGAUUUCUAAGUUCAGCCGAAAUCUCCACAGCAUUAAGACCAUUUUAUUUCAGUGUUCAUCCAGAUCUUUUUGGGAAAUAUCCAGAGCAAAGGAAAACAAAUGAAAAUUCUUUACAACAGUUAAGUGCUUUGAUAGAGGCCCAACAAUCUAGUCGAACUAUGUCAAUACCUGCACUACCUUUUUAUUUAAGACAAAAGGAUAUGCCUGAAGGACAAUUUAAAUUAGUAAAAAUCAAGUUAAAUGGUAAUAAUGUGAGGGAAACAGUGGUCAAAGUGUUAAGUGCAUGUGAUAUAUCAACAAAUUAUGUUGAUAAAAUACCUGUAAGCACUAUGAAACCGGAAUUUAGCAUACCCGAUUUUAAUAAAGCAUAUCAAGAAUAUAAUUAUGAAUUUCAAAAUGUUACUCAAAUGAAAAGAAAAGUAGACGAAAGAAAAGUUAUUAACAAUGUAAUAAGCUGGAUUCAUGAGAACAGUAGUUUGGCUAAAGAGAAGUAUGAAUCUACAAAAGCUACCAGGGAUCAUGUGAAAUCAUUGACAGAGGAUCUUUGCAGAACUUAUGGUAUAAAGGAAGUUAAAUAUGACAGUGGUUGGAAUAUAAGCCACAUAAGGGGAGCUCUUCAGAGCCUUGCUUCGCUCGCUUCACAACAUCCCAAAGAUAUGGUUAAUUUAAAAGGUAGAACAAUAGCAUUGGGUCAAUUUACUGGAGUAAGUUUGGACGGUGAUGUAUUUCUUAAUAUUAUUGAUGUUAGGAAUGAAUGGUUAUCUUUAAUUAAAAAGGUUAGUCAAGAAGAUGGCGCGUUAAGUCAAAUACCGAAUUACGAGAAAGCUCUUUCCAGAAUAUUGAGAGAUAUUCAUAUAUGUAGAAGGAAAUUUAUGCCCAAAGUGUCUGCAACUCAGUACUGCAACCAUUUGCGACAGUUGAUAACAUCUAUUGGAGACUUCUAUGGUUAUGGCAAGAAGUUCCCAGCAUCGGUACCAGAAUCUCUUAGUAAAUAUGAAAUUGUUGUAGAGCCUGAAGCAGGUCCACUGAUGGUUUCUCCGACUGGCCAGUUCAUAACUCCAUCAUCGUGUCCCGCAGACGAGCUCAUUGCCUUCAUGGCCAAUAACCUAGAUGAGGCCAUGAUGCUUCUAACUGAAUAUAGCAUUAAUAAACAUGUAGAGAAAGCGCUGUACGUGGAAGUAAAAGAGCGCUUUGGUCUACUGGAGCUGCACAAAGACGACAGCAUCACGCCCGCGCUCAUGAUCUUAUGCUGUCAGAGAUUACUCACCAGGAUAGAUAAACUCAAUACUAAACUACGCGGAAAUAUUCUUUAUGUGACACAUUAUUACUCAGUGUUGUCGGAAGGUAUCUUGUGUAUACCAUGGGACUUCAAAUAAAACUACAAAUAAAUCAUCUAAUUAGUGAAAUUUAGAAUCGGAAAGUUUGACGACAAUAUUCUUUAAAGAUAUAGAAAAAUUAGUUUUACGAUUAACGUACAUUCGUUCACACAAGGUGGACGAGGAGUUGACGAAUACGCGUUAACCUUUAGACUAUUUUAUUACAACUUUCAUUCCUCCACUAAUGUAGUAAUCUGAUUUAUGUAUUUUUUAUAUGUUCAAUUCUGUUAUAUUUAUCAAGCCUUAAUAUAAAAUAAUAAAGAAUGCCAGAGGUUCUCAACCUUUUUCACGAAUAAUUGUAAUAACUUUGUUAUAUUUUUCACUAAUUUAACUUAGAAAACCCCUGAACUCAAGUUAGAUCUCGCGAUUAAUAAAGUUUCUUUAGUAGUUUGGGAACUCAUAAUAUCAAGAGUUAGAGAUAAGAACAUUGUUAUGAAAUUGUUUAUUCAUAUUUAUAGAUUAACUAUUUUCAUUGCCCGCCAGUGAUUUUAUAUCUAUAAAAAUAAUAAAU
This is a messenger RNA of Papilio machaon (common yellow swallowtail), 2064 nucleotides long. RefSeq names its product T-cell activation inhibitor, mitochondrial. NCBI's taxonomy places the organism in Eukaryota, Metazoa, Arthropoda, Insecta, Lepidoptera, Papilionidae. The transcript is spliced from 13 exons. Gene Ontology annotation, cellular component: mitochondrion. The record is from RefSeq and is a predicted model, not a curated record. The coding region runs from base 126 to 1553 and encodes 475 amino acids.